Molecule: messenger RNA, 1170 nt
Organism: Aspergillus mulundensis
Lineage: Eukaryota; Fungi; Ascomycota; Eurotiomycetes; Eurotiales; Aspergillaceae
Product: putative pectin methylesterase
Exons: 2
Coding region: 1-1170 (389 amino acids)
Biological process (GO): cell wall modification
Molecular function (GO): pectinesterase activity
Source: RefSeq, a predicted model, not a curated record
AUGUUCAGACCACAAUUCUGGGCCUCCGUGCUUCUCAAUGCGCUCCUGGCCAGCGCAGCGAGUAUACCAUCGAGCAGAUACCGGAGCUGCCAGGGAUCGCAGAGAGCUUGCCCCGAAGGCACCCUUGUUGUCUCCGCAUAUGACCCCAAGGCCGACUUUUCAACUGUCCAAGACGCAAUCCUGUCCCUGCCACAUGACAACAGCAGCCAGACAAUCCUGAUCCUAGCGGGCAAAUACACAGAGCAAGUCAACGUUACCCGUCCUGGCCCGGUUACGCUGCUCGGGCAGACAGGUCAUGUCACCGACGCCUCCAAGAAUCUGGUAACGAUCAAUUGGGCACAAGCCAACCACGACAGCACGGGUCAGAGUGUCGAUAAUGUGUUUGGAAGCGUCUUGACUGUCGCACCUACUCUGAACGCGAGCUACACUGGCUCCGGUCCGACUGGGUUUGCCGUGCCCGAGGACACGCCCUUUGGGUCUAUCGACUUUCGCGCGUACAAUAUCGACUUUACAAACACCUGGGCUGACUUUUCGGAUGGUCCUGCGCAUGCACUCAGCUUUAGCCGGGCCAAUGGAGGGUUCUACUACUGCGGGUUCUAUUCCUAUCAAGAUACCGUCUACGUAGGCAAACUCGGCAAUGCCUAUUUCCACAAGAGCAUCAUUGCUGGCCAAACCGACUUCCUCUACGGCUUUGGCACCGCCUGGAUCCAAUCCUCCGAUAUUCUCCUCCGCAACUGCGGCGGCGGCAUUACCGCCUGGAAGGGCACCAACACAACAUUUGAGAACAAGUACGGCGUUUACAUCGUCGACUCUUCCGUCCGAGCAGCCAAUGCCUCGAUUGCCCCGGACAUCGUCGGUUCUUGUCCCCUCGGCAGGCCCUGGAACGAACUGCAUCGCUCAAUCUUUGCAAAAUCCUAUGAGGAUGCCAGCAUUGAUCCCGAGGGAUACAUUGAUUGGAUCAUUGAUGGCGUCGGCCGUCUGUCCAACAAGACCUUCCAAGCAGAGUACCGCACCUUUGGGCCGGGUUUCAACGCAACAGGACGGGCGUCGACCAAUGCUUCGAGGGUCCUGACGGCGAAGGAAUACGCGCCGUAUGAUUCUCCUGCGAAAGUCUUCCUGACCCCGGACGGGCAGCCAGGCAAUAUUGACUGGAUUGACUGGCACGCAUAA